This is a messenger RNA of Cloeon dipterum, 613 nucleotides long. RefSeq lists its product as uncharacterized. The transcript is spliced from 3 exons. The coding region runs from base 77 to 460 and encodes 127 amino acids. Lineage: Eukaryota; Metazoa; Arthropoda; Insecta; Ephemeroptera; Baetidae. The record is from RefSeq and is a predicted model, not a curated record.
GGCGGAAGUAUUCGCAUAUAAAUGCACAUCUGCCUGCGUGCAGAAGCUGCAGUUCGCAACAGAGAGUGAAACAAAGAUGAAGAAGUUCUUCGCGGUCGGUCUGCUCCUCUUCGGGCUGCUCUGCUCAGCGCUCGCUCUGCCACUCGACGUCGCAGAUGACGGCAGUGCAGGGGUGCCAGAGGUACCAAACGAUGAUGCCCUGGUGAGGUCGGUGCGCAGCCCCCACAGGUACGGCGGAUACGGCGGCUACGGAGGUGGCUACCGCCCUUACGGAGGCUACGGAGGCGGCUACGGCAGGCCGUAUGGAGGCUACGGUGGCGGCUACGGAAGGCCGUACGGAGGUGGUUUCGGAGGCAGCGGCAGCUACGCCAACGCGGGCAGUGGCUCGUUCGGCGGCGGCUUUGGAGGCAGCGCCAGCUACGCCAACGCAGGCAGUUUUAGCGGAGGAUUCUACGGCUAACGAGCUGAUUUAGCCCGGCACCCUGCCUCUGCCCGACCUUGCUACUCUCUUCGGACCUGAUUUUUAACAUUUAAGGAGUGGAUGACAUCGAGUGAGAUUUAUACGCUAGCUACAACCGCUAAUAAAUAUUACAAAAGCGCCGACUACCAAAAA